Adineta ricciae is the source of this 279-nucleotide messenger RNA. The record is from the annotation of a GenBank genome assembly. Lineage: Eukaryota; Metazoa; Rotifera; Eurotatoria; Adinetida; Adinetidae.
AUGACGUUGAAUGAUCAUCCGACUUUUCUUCGACACAAACUAUCGUACACCUACAAAAAUUGUCACUGGAAAACAAUGUUAUCUUACAUUCGUCGCUUCUUUAAAUUUAUUCAUUGGCUUUAUCUUCAGUAUCUCUUAAAUACUGCCCUGUACAUGCUCGAACCUUGGGAACGAUUGCUGUUCUCAACCUUAUUAUUCGCGAUACUUUCCACAGCUCUCUACUCGGCAUUAGUGUUCCUUCCACAUCAUGUUCGCUCAAUGAUACAAUUCUACUCGUGA